Messenger RNA from Dibothriocephalus latus, 339 nucleotides. The record is from the annotation of a GenBank genome assembly. Lineage: Eukaryota; Metazoa; Platyhelminthes; Cestoda; Diphyllobothriidea; Diphyllobothriidae.
GUCUUUGGUUUGGCCCUCGUUAUCCUGGGAAUCCUUGACCUGGUCCAUUUUAACGGCCCACUCGGAGCCGAACUUCUGAAAAUUUCGACCGCUGUUGCGACUGCCGCCAUUGUGCAUGGCAUUUUCAUAGUUGCUGUUGCGUUUUUAGGCCUAUUUGGAGCACUUCGGGUGAAUGCAAAUCUUCUCAUUGCGGACUGCGAAAAUGCUAUCGGUGAUGUGAUUGAGGCCGAAUUGGGCACAAUUGGAGGAUGUCUAAUAGGCAUCACACUCCUCAGCGUCUUUGCCUCCGGUAUGGGUUUUGUGCUUGCUCGUAAUAUUAAAGCUUACGAAAAAGUGUAA